UGUGGCUCAGGCUUUUCCAGCGGAAGUGCCCUGAACCAGGAACCGCAGGAAACAGUGACAUGUUCGUGCGGGGAGGCGGCUGCUAACCACCGGAGCACGGCCACACAUCCAGGGGACACAUGGGAGGGUCUCAGAGCAUCCAGAUCCCGGGCGGAGGGACCGAAGGGUACCAUGUCCUCAGAGUGCAGGAGAAUUCCCCCGGUCGCAGAGCAGGACUGGAGCCAUUCUUUGAUUUUAUCAUUUCCAUUUGUGACACUAGAUUGAACAAAGACAACGACACUCUGAAGGAGCUGCUGAAGGCCAACGUGGAGCGUCCCAUUAAGAUGCUGUUGUACAGCAGUAAAACACUGGCAGUGAGAGAGACCACAGUCACACCCAGCAACAUGUGGGGAGGCCAGGGGCUUCUGGGAGUCAGCAUUCGCUUCUGCAGCUUUGAGGGCGCCAAUGAAAAUGUUUGGCAUGUUUUGGAGGUGGAGGCCAACUCUCCUGCAGCCCUGGCCGGUCUGAGAGCUCACAGUGACUACAUCAUAGGAGCUGACACCGCGUUGAAUGAGAGCGAGGAUCUGUUCUCCCUCAUCGAAACCUACGAGGGGAAGGAGCUGAAGCUGUACGUUUACAACACAGACACAGACAACUGUCGAGAAGUGGUCAUCACCCCCAACGGUGACUGGGGUGGAGAGGGCAGCCUCGGAUGUGGGAUUGGUUAUGGCUACCUGCACAGGAUACCCACGCUGCCAUUUGAAGAUGGAAAGAAGAUCAGUUUUCCUGCUCAGACUCCUGGUGAUGCAGUUUCUGCACCAAAAGACGGUUUCACAGAGGUGCAUCUUUCCGCCGUCGUUCCAACCGUUCCAGUUGUCGUGUCGUCGUCUUCAUCGACAGGAUUAGAACAGUCUCUGUCCGGUUUGUCCGUCAGCUCCCACCCUCCUACAUCCAUUAGCUCUUUACAGACAGGAGUUCCUACUGUCCCUCUACCCAGUCACGGCCCCACCUCCUCCUCACAGAGCCUUCCUUUAUCUGUUAACCCCACUUCUUCAGUACCAGGCUUAAUGCCGUUACCUGGAGGUCUUCCACCAUUUCCUCAUUUACCAAACUUAAACAUCCCUUUACCUAAUGUGGGCCAAGUAUUGCCACCUGGAGUUGGAUUUCAACAUCCAGGUCUCCCCCCUCUCAACCUGCCCGGUGUGAUCCAUGGAGUCACUCUGCCUCCGUCUGACUUUAUUCUUCCACCAGUGUCUGCCAGUGCUCCUGCUGUUCCACCUGACAACACAUCCCCCUCCUCAACUAUCCAGAUGAGUUCAACGACGGAAGCCCCCGUGAGCGCCUCUGAAUCAAUAAAUAUCACAAUGUCUAUGGACUCCUCUUAACACAGAGCACCAUCUGUCAUUGUUGUCUUGCGCUCAAGUCUUUAUGCGAUAUUACCAGUCGUUUAGCUAAACCACUGAGUUGACUAAUUGCUCCUACACAUAUGGUCAGGGUGGAGCUGCUUUAAUACACUGCUGAUUUCACAGCAAAGGUCAGGUUUCCCUAAAUGUGAAAAGGCAGCAGCAGUUCUGCAUCUGAAAAGCAACAAAAUUAGUCUCCUGAAGAGGUUUAAGACAACGUAGGUAGGAUUUUUAAAAUUUACAUAAAGUAUGAAAUACAUUUGAGCCAGAUGACUUGUCUUUGUGAUUUUCUUUGCAUCUCUAAGAUCUUAAGGGGAAGAUGGGGCAGUAUCUUAAACUUGGGAAUUUCCUUUAGAAGCAGGUUUGCUUCCUAAAUUGCUGUAGCCAAUUAAUGUAUUAACGGUUUUGUACAAAAGAAUUAUUUGUAUGUACAGUGAGACAUCUUAUCUUGAUUAAACAGAAUUUUCUCAAUGUCA
Molecule: messenger RNA, 1858 nt
Organism: Sphaeramia orbicularis (orbiculate cardinalfish)
Lineage: Eukaryota; Metazoa; Chordata; Actinopteri; Kurtiformes; Apogonidae
Product: Golgi reassembly-stacking protein 2-like
Exons: 10
Coding region: 120-1364 (414 amino acids)
Biological process (GO): Golgi organization
Cellular component (GO): Golgi apparatus
Molecular function (GO): protein binding
Source: RefSeq, a predicted model, not a curated record